This is a messenger RNA of Temnothorax curvispinosus, 3231 nucleotides long. RefSeq names its product cleft lip and palate transmembrane protein 1 homolog. The coding region runs from base 8 to 2020 and encodes 670 amino acids. Gene Ontology annotation, cellular component: membrane; endomembrane system. The record is from RefSeq and is a predicted model, not a curated record. NCBI's taxonomy places the organism in Eukaryota, Metazoa, Arthropoda, Insecta, Hymenoptera, Formicidae. The transcript has 6 exons.
GAAACUCAUGGCAACUCAUGGCUCACGGGACUCUGGGGACUCUGGACCAUCUGGACUGCUCCGGACUGACGGGACACGGGAUCUGAUCAGGAAAAAAAUGGUGGUUACUGGGGACGAUCAUCGUGACAACGCGGAAGUAGAUGUCACAGAAAAUAUGGAUAACAGUCAGCCCAAUGGUGAACUGGUCCUGAGAACCGAACAAAAUAACGAGACAGACGCAAACGUGGAGAAUAACGAACAAAGGCAGAAGGCACAGCAAUCGCGCUUAGAAUCAUUCUUUGCCAUAACAAAAUCGUUGAUAAUACGAGCUCUCAUAAUUUAUUUUAUUAGCAGCCUCUUUAGACGCUCCGAUAAUAAUCCGAAGUCUCCCAACGCCGUUGGCGAUGUGCGCUUACAAGCUGUAAAUAUAUUUUCGAAUGGAACGUUAUUUGACCUUAGUGUUUAUCUGUCGGAGUCCGAGAACUUUAAAAGGUUUGACGAUCCGCGAUCUUUGAUUUGGUUCGAAGAGGGUUUGAUUUAUGGGGAUUGGUAUAGCGGACCGAAUCGAGACGGGUCCAGAGUUCUCGAGCACAUGUUUAUUCCUUCCGAGCGAUUAAAACAAAACGGCUCGAUCUACCUUCACAUAUACAUAACGAAAAGCGGGAAAUCGCCGAAUCCCAAAGCUGGCAAAGGCGUUUACGCUGGUGACUAUAUGUCUUACUCAAGAAAAAUGUUGAAUAAGUUUAAGAAAAUUAGGUAUCAGAAGAGGCACAACUUGUUGACUGGUGAAAGUACAGCCAGUAAGGAGGAGAUGGCGAAAGCUGAGCUAAUGGAUCAAGAAUAUGUGUCGCAUUGGCAUCCAAAUUUGACUGUUAAUUUAGUGUUUGAUGAAACCAAUUGGGUGUAUGGUCAAGUACCGCAGCCAUUGGACGAAUAUAUACAUUUCUUACCCGGCGGGAAUUCUUACAAGCCGAUACUAUAUAUGAAUGAUUUUUGGAACAUGCAGCGGGACUAUCAACCGUUAAAUAAUACCGUAGAACAAUUGGAACUCAGGUUGACUUACCAGCCACUUUCGUUGUUUAAAUGGCAAAUAUACGCGGCUCAGUCCGUUAGAAAUAAAUGGACGUCGUCGUUCAUGGGAGAAGCAUCUGACGAUGAUGAUAACGAUCAAGACACUCUGAAGGAAACUUUACUGGAAACGAAUCCAUAUUUACUAGGAUUGACUAUUAUUGUAUCGAUCUUGCAUAGUGUGUUUGAAUUUUUAGCAUUUAAGAAUGAUAUCCAAUUCUGGAACAACCGAAAAUCCUUGGAGGGUUUGUCGGUGCGCUCUGUAUUUUUCAAUGUAUUCCAGUCUCUCGUUGUUCUCCUCUACGUUCUAGACAACGAGAUGAACACGCUUGUGCGUAUUAGCUGCGCGGUAAGUCUGUGCAUCGAGGUGUGGAAGAUCAACAAAGUUAUAGACAUUAACGUCAAUAGAGAAGUGAAAAUACUCGGAGUUUUUCCGAAGAUAUCAUUCCAAGAUAAGGGAUCGUACGUGGAGUCUUCUACGAAGGAGUACGACAGACUCGCCUUCAAAUAUCUCUCGUGGGCUUUGUACCCUCUGCUGGGAGGAUACGCCAUUUAUUCUUUAAUGUAUUUGGAGCAUAAGGGAUGGUACUCUUGGAUUCUCAAUAUGUUGUAUGGAUUCUUGUUGACUUUCGGAUUCAUCAUGAUGACACCGCAGCUAUUUAUCAACUACAAAUUGAAGAGCGUCGCGCACCUUCCAUGGCGUAUGCUGUCGUACAAAUUCCUGAACACGUUCAUCGACGAUAUCUUUGCAUUUGUGAUAAAGAUGCCGACGUUGUACAGGCUCGGCUGCUUCCGCGACGACAUUGUUUUCUUCAUAUUUUUGUAUCAAAGAUGGAUAUAUAAGAUCGAUCACACCCGAGUGAACGAGUUUGGUUUCUCCGGGGAGAUGGAGGCGCAGCUCGUGGAAAGUAAGAAGCAGGUAGCUGUCAAAGACCAUCCGUCAAAGGACGGAUCGGCGAAAAAGAAUGAAUAAUACUUGAUGCGCAUAGAUUUAGCAUUAAGUACGUUGUAUUCUACGUUGCCCCGAAUUAAUAAAAUGUCCGAUACCAAAGGAAUAUAAUUACACACAUCAAUAAUUUAUUUAUACAAAUUUCCGCAUAAUUGUGUGUGUGCGUGCGUGUAGAUGUAUAAUCUAUUUCCGAAGCUACGUUUCCUUAUGCAACGACGCUUGACAAAAGAGGAGAGGCAAGGGUAGAAAUAAAUUCUCUUACUGGAACUUAAAAUAUGCGGAGAUGCGCGAAGAGAUGAAAACGAACAAACGGUACACAAAUGCGUAUAAGAAACAUAGCUGAGAUAGCUUGUCAUGGAUCCAUGGAUGUAUCUCGCGAUCCUCAGAACAAGCUAUAAAUGUAGGUAGUAUGCUCACCAAUGUUAUCAUUCGUGUAAAUGUUUGAUCGCGAGGUAGGCACUUCCAAUGUACUGUGUGAGCACGGAAAACGCCGUUCUACCGAUUUGGAUGUUCAGCCAAAUGUCGAAAAGAAAAAAGAAAAAAAAGCCCAAUGAGGAUCAACGAUUUCAGACAAUGUUAGCAAUAGCAUUCGCAUUAUCGGGCGAGAUGUUGCUACAAAAUAAAAUUGAUUUAAUUAUCAUACAUUACACAUGUAUCUUUUCUUCUGAGUGACAAAUUUGAAUCCUCUUCAUUCGUAUCGCGACAUUUUAUAAGAUUACGCAAGGGGAGAGGAGAGAUGCGCAUUAAAUGGUUCCUUGUAAGCGCCAGCAUUCAGAAGCCUGUGUAACAGGAGAAGGGGGGGGCAGGAGAUCGUGUUUCACUAAUGCCGACGUUAGUAUUACAAAUUACAUUUAAUGUUAUAUUUUAUAUUUUGUUAGAGUAGUCAUAUAAUUAUCUACCGCCGACUUACUGUCUAUAUUUUGACAAUGUACAUUACAUAUCCAUUACCGUAAUAUAAGUAAUAUAAGUACUUGUUUCCGAAUGAGAUUGGUUUGUAGCGUAAUUUGUGAGCAUCACCGCACGCCAAGGUUUGCGAUGCCAAGGUUUUAAACGCGGCUCUUCGGGCUAAGGUCGUUACGUGCGGUCGCGGAGAUAUUCUGCAGCAUCACUCUGGAAAAUUGAGAGUAUUCGAGAAUAGAGAUACACGGCAGUCGUACGUAUUAUUAACACGACGCGCCGAUGCCGUUUAGACUGUAAAAAUUAUCGUUUAUAAUAAAUAUAGAUGAUUCCUCCUA